Molecule: messenger RNA, 4734 nt
Organism: Hypomesus transpacificus
Lineage: Eukaryota; Metazoa; Chordata; Actinopteri; Osmeriformes; Osmeridae
Product: beta-1,3-galactosyl-O-glycosyl-glycoprotein beta-1,6-N-acetylglucosaminyltransferase-like
Cellular component (GO): membrane
Molecular function (GO): beta-1,3-galactosyl-O-glycosyl-glycoprotein beta-1,6-N-acetylglucosaminyltransferase activity
Source: RefSeq, a predicted model, not a curated record
GCCAGAACCCUUUCCAGACUUACUCCUCCUCAUCCUAAUCUUCUGCUGCAGUCAGGAACACAAAGCAAAAAUAGCCAGAAGAUCCAGAAAGUACAGAUACAGUCACUUGCUCCAGUGCAGAGCAGCUGUCGUCUGCAGAUGUGAUUCUGUCCAAGCACAGCUGCACAAUUCACCAAUCGACAACCUGCAUGGUCAACUAGGCAUCUCCAACGACUCCCAGUAAAACCUCAUCUGUGUACGCGACUGUGUAGUUGCUACAGAUCCCUGGAUUAUACCGACUAAUGCUUAAAUAAAUGCACAAACAACUACCACAGGCGGCAGCGGUGAGACUCUGAAGGGUUUCUGUUCAAAUGGCUUGGCUCCUCUCCCCACGAAGAUGCUGUUGGCUUAUGCCUCCUGUGAUGCUGGUCUCCAUGGCUGUGUGGAUGCUGCUCACAGAUCCCAACAAGCUCACCUCUCACCUCAGGCACCAGGAUGCCUGGUUUGACUACAUUGUUGCCAACCUCAGCUCCAAUGGCACUUGCAACUGCGACGCCAUCCUGAGAGGAGAGCCGGAGGCCGUGGAGCAGGCAAAACUCCUCAACUUGGAGCGACUGUUCCGGAAACACACCCGCCUCUCAGACGACCACUUCUUGUACGUUAGCCAAGACUGCGGCACCUUCCUGUCCUCCAGGAAGUACCUGCCCUUUCCCUUAAGCCGCGAGGAGGCAGAGUUUCCUAUUGCCUUCUCGCUGGUUGUCCACCACAAGGUGCACAACUUUGAGAGGCUCCUGAGGUCCAUUUACGCCCCUCAGAACUUCUACUGCGUCCACGUAGACACCAAGGCGCCGGCCUCCGUUUUGGCCGCCAUCACCUCCAUCACUUCCUGUUUCCAGAACGUCUUCCUGUGCAGCCAGCCAGUGGGGGUGGUCUACGCAGGCUGGUCGCGCGUCCAGGCCGACAUCAACUGCAUGCGCAAUCUCUACAACAUCAGCGCCUCGUGGAAAUACUUUGUCAACCUGUGUGGUCAGGACUUCCCCAUCAAGACCAACCUGGAGAUGGUGCGUAGCCUGAAGGCGCUGAAGGGUCGGAACAGCAUGGAGUCGGAGAACGGGGGCUCUAAGGAGGGGCGCUGGAAAAAGGUCCAUGCGGUGGUAGACGGGCAGGUGCAGAGGACGGAAGUGGACAAGUCGCCUCCUCCCUUCAACCUGCCCAUCAAAUCGGGGGGGGCUUACAUGGUGGUGACGCGGGGCUUUGUAGAGCACGUGCUGACAGACAGCAGGGUCCUGGAGCUGCUGAAAUGGGCUGAAGACACCUACAGCCCGGAUGAGUUCCUGUGGGCGACCAUCCAGAGGAUGCCCAGGGUGCCGGGCAGCCAGAGGCCCAGCGCCAAGUACGACACCUCCGACAUGCAGGCCAUCGCCAGGCUGGUGAAGUGGCAGUGGCAUGAGGGUGCGGAGGAGGCCAAGGAAGCCGCGUACCCGCCCUGCCAGGGGCGCCACGUCAGGGCCGUGUGCGUGUAUGGGGCAGGGGACCUCUGGUGGAUGUUGCAGCAGCAUCACCUGUUUGCCAACAAGUUUGACGUGGACGAAGACUUUGUGGCUGUCCACUGUCUGGAGAAACACCUUCGGAGUAAGGCCCUGACAUUCAGGAAACCCUGAGCUUCGGGGUUCCACAGCGCAGCACUGGCUCUUCUCUUUCACAGCUCGUAGUUUGAUAUGGCUAACUGAUGAACACAUUGUAUUUGACCUUUAAUGCCUUCGAAUGCCUUUACCAUAUAGCCUUCGAAUCAUCCUAAUGUGAGGCACUGUAGGCUUCCAGUGCUUUUUAUAUAUACACACACACACACACACACACACACAGACGCACGCACAUCUAAACACACACACAGACGCACACUCAGACACAGACACACACACACACAAGCCAAGACAGCGGCAGCUUCCUGUCCACCAGUAAUUGCCCAGGGGAAAAGGUAAUUACUGGUGGACAGGAAGCUGCCGCUGUCAGCCCUCCCUUCCGGGAGAUUAUAUAGCAUUUCCGAACGUCAUGGAGCCGCUAUGGAAAUGCGGGAGACUCGCGGAACUUCCGGGAGACUUGGUAUGUCUGUUUGGCCAUUGUCAAGUUUGGCCUGUGUUGUUGCAAGUGGAACUGAAUCGUGAUUAGACACAGUGAUAUAACUGUAUAAUAGUAUAUACAUUUAAUUACAUUUGAAAAAUAUAACAUAAAACUUAAUGCUCCUGCAGUUGUUAUACCUAUACCAGCUUGUGUGGUCCAUGCAAUCCGGUCCAAGUUUCCCUCUGAGACAUACGGCGGCUUUGAAUAUACUUUUUUGAGUGAUGGAUGUUGUUAAAAUAUGCUGUAAGUAAUUAUUUAAAAAAUUAAAUAAUACGUAUAAUUUAUAGGAAACCCACAGAUCAACCCACAGAUCACAUUGGCUUCAGGAAACCAAACUAUAGCCAUUUACUUAUGGAAGCGACUCAGAUGCUUAGCAAUAGAUGACCCCUUGUCUGGUUUCUCAAUCCCUCUGCGUUGACCUAGUCUAAUUCUCUGGCUUUUUAAAUUCUGAUUCUGCUCCCUCAGCACUUCCUGGAUGGUCUUCUCUCUGCACCGGUUAGCUAUUCCAACCAUGAUCUCCUGCCUGAAGUAGUAUGCCUUCUCUUUCCUCUGUUGGACAGCAACAUACUGCUUUGCUGCCUUGGAGAACUGAUGCCUGAACUGCAGUUUCCCGUCCCUUGUAACUGCAUUAUCCCGUGCCACAUUGCUGUUGUGGGCUAAGGCAGCCACACGUGGACGUGCCACAAAACCUUUCUGGCUAUAUUAUUUUUUUGUGCGUAUUUUGUGAAAAGAUAAUUUACACUCUCUAGCUCUCCUGUGUGGAAGCCUGUAGUGGUUUUCUCCAGCUUCUUUAGCAACAACUUAUCCAGAACAACCUUUUGCAGAACCUCAAAUGCUGUUGACUUCUCCUGGAUCCAGGGAUGUCACCUUUCUUCUUCAGGUGUAUAUGGAGGGUGUUCGCACCUGGAGAAUGUUUCACUGGACAGCCACUCGUGCACAUUGGUGAUAUGAUGCAGUAUAGAGGUCCACUUCUCCUUCAGUUUAGUCUUAUUCCCACUGCAUGUUGCCACAGAGAACCACAGGUGAUUGGAUAUGCACUUAACCCAUUCCAUCAGAUCUGGUGACUUGAUCUUGAGUAGUCGUUUUUUCAUGUUCUUCACUAUGUGCCACAGGUCAUACUCAUGCUGUACUGUGCUAUGCUGGCCCUUCAUGAUCUUCUGAACUGAUGGGUGGCAGUCUGUGGCCAGGAUGGAAAUUGAGACACCAUGGUCUGCAAGCUUGGUGAGGCACCUCUCAAGGCCUGCUGUCUCAAGCCAGUAGCUGUUCUUUACUUCAGUCACCUUGACGGUUUCCUGAGCUACUACCAGCUUUUGUAUCAAGCAAUGUGUAUGUGCCAAAAGUAGCAUUGUGACCUGGGCUAUCAUACCUGGCAUCUCCCGAGUGGAUGAGCUGCUCAUCCCCUACCGCUGUCAUGAUAUUUCAUCGUGGAGGGUCGACUGGCGAUUUACUUCAGGGAUGACGUGUGCUUUUUGUAUGUUGUACCAUUCCCUUUCUGAUAAGGUCUCCAACUCAAGACAUUUACACAUUUCCAAAAAUGGAGCACAUUCAUUGUCAGUAAUAAAGACUGCUGUGGGAAUCAAUAUGCCACCUCCCUGAAAUGAGUCUCUGCAAGUUGGGAUGUCUGCAAAUUGAAGACUGAAGGUACAGCAUCUGGCAUCAAACAAUUGGUCUUAACUUUUGUUAGCAUUCCAGAGGCAUUAAAAACAGGUUUAUAAAUAUAAUCCACUUCUGUAUAGUGAUCACUGCAAACUCUGAAUCCGGGGGCAACUGGUGGGCUUUGACGCUUCAUAGCUACAAGCCAUUUUCGUAAAACCGGUUGCCGCUUGAGGGCUAGGACAUAAUAGUGAAUGCCUUCUGUCCUGUAAAAUUUGUAAGCCAUUUCCACGUCUGUGUUGUCAAUCUGUCACAGUCAAUCUUGAUGACUGCUAGCUGUCAGUCACAGUACUCAGAGCCAUAUAAAGGAAGGAAUACAACAAGCCUGCCAUGAAAUGCACCCCCUGUAUUGUCUGUUCUGUAUAUCCCAGCACCAAAGUAUUCUUACUGUACACUGAGGGGCCUAGUAUCAGAAACCAGAGUAAGUUUCCGGUAUGUAACACUUUCCUAGUCAGAGUUAGCAGGGGGUGCAUUGCAGGAUGCCCAGCAUCAUGUACAUUUAAUAGCAUGCAUUUAAUACCAAAACAUGUCUUUGUAUAGGUUGGAUAGGUCUGAAAACAAAUUAGUCAAUGAUAGGUGAGGGAUUAUUAUGUUUGAUCUAUUAUUCAUUCAUUUCAUUGACUUAAACAAUAAUAGUAACAUGUCCUAUCUUAAAAAUAGGAUUUGAUGGUGAGAACAUUUAUUUUGAUGUUGAUACAUAGAGGUUUUAUUGUCUUUUGUAGGCUAGGCUUGUGAAACUUUGCUCCGUUUUCAGGACUGCUGAUAUUCUGGAUCAGAAGGCUGUCGUUUUCGACCUGUCUGAGUAGCCCACCCUACACGCAGGCUAACUGCAUUAAAAUGGAAUGCAUUGCCCACAUGCUACACAUACAUAAGUAUGGAGAGCCAUGUGAAAUACUUUGAACCUGCGAUGGAGGAUCCCCCCCCAGGCCGGGAACCCCCCUUGGAUCCCUUGGAUCCCUUGGAGCCAGAACCCUUUCCAGACUU